UACCUUCAACUGGAGGGCAGACAUCGUAAUUAACGUUCAAAACUAUGGCUCUUCGAAACCAUCUCGUUAUUUAUAUUUCGUAAUCCCAAAUCCCAAAUCGGAAAAUCAUUUUCUUUUUUUUUCAGCUUGAGCUUCUUCUCCCAGCUGUGAAAUCGCAAUCUCUUUUAACAUGCCGCCGGCAACGAGAAAUCUGCAGUCGAGUUCCGGCCACCCGCCUGCCGGUGAGCCUCCCGAGCCGAUGACGGUGGAUUCCGACGUCGUGGUGAUACUUGCGGCGCUGCUCUGCGCGCUGAUCUGCGUCGUCGGGCUGGCUUUGGUGGCCCGCUGCGCCUGGCUUCGUCGCUCCCUUGGGGGAGCUUCGGUGAAUCCGCCGCCGCCGACUAAAGGGCUGAAGAAGAAGGAUCUGCGGGCUCUCCCGAAAACGUCUUUUGACAGCACGGUGGCCGCCAGAGGCCGGUUUGCCGAGUGCCCGAUUUGCCUUGCGGAGUUUGUGCAGGGUGACGAGAUCCGGCUCUUGCCGCAGUGCGGCCAUGGAUUUCACGUUCGUUGCGUCGACACUUGGCUCGGAUCUAACUCUUCUUGUCCCUCCUGCCGCAAGAUUCUCGUUGUUCAUGGGCCUUCAAAGUGCGAUCGCUGCGGCGCCAGAGCUGUUGCCGGUGAAGAUGCCACGGAAGAAGCGUCGGCGGCGUCGGCGGCUGCUUCUUCAGCGGCGGAGAACGGGGCUAAAGCCAGGGAGGACGGCGACGCCAUCAGCCUCAGAGAAGAUGGAGAAAUUACUGUGCGCUGAUUCUGACCGCAGUUCUAUCCAUUCAGAAUGAGUCACAUUAACAAUAUCAAGUACGGAGCAAUGUCGCGCUGCGGUACCGAAUGGUGCCGAACAAUUCCUAGUUGCGAUGCGAUACCGAUGUGGCUCAUUCUAAUUGAUCUUUGGACGGCAUUCACAACUUCACUGCGCUACAGCUACCAAAAUUUUGCAGUUGGAAAGAUGAGCAUAGUUAUAUUGAAGCCCCAAGUAUUUGACUCAACUAACGUGAAAUCCAUGGCCUCAUUAUGCCAAACUCCGCAAUGCAGAUCAUUUAUUUUGUAAGCUACCAUUAGGUCGUCAAAAGAUGUCUUCAGGAGGAGAUCUCGCAGAGCUAGCAGAGCAACAUCGCAAGAAUGAAAAUGACAUCAGAAUCAAACAUUGUAAGCUCAAGGGAUCUUAAUGGUCGAUAGGGGGUUUGAUCUCGACUGGAGAUUUUUCAUUGCUUGCAGCAUCGUGAAAAGAGAUGGAGAGAUUUCACAGUUGGGAGAAGUUGAAGGAGAAGAUGAUUUGGGUUUAGAUUUUGGGAUUUCGAAUUUUGGUAUAAAUAGCGAGAAGGUUUCUCAGAUCCAUGGUUUCGACCGUUAAUUAUGAUGUUUUCCCUUUCUGGGUGUAAUUUUGCCAUAUUAGGGUUAAAUAUUAUGCAUGAAAGUGCCAAAACCCUGCAUUGGCUAAUUAUGCAAUAGAUGAAAACAUGGACUUAUAAGCAGUUCAUCUUA
Messenger RNA from Dendrobium catenatum, 1521 nucleotides. RefSeq names its product RING-H2 finger protein ATL8-like. Bases 170 to 787 code for a protein of 205 amino acids. The transcript has 2 exons. The record is from RefSeq and is a predicted model, not a curated record. NCBI's taxonomy places the organism in Eukaryota, Viridiplantae, Streptophyta, Magnoliopsida, Asparagales, Orchidaceae.